GGCCGGCCGUGUUAGUCAAUUGGCCGCAUGAGCGCGCCGUGCUAGCGCAGCGGGCGCGGGUGUGGUAUGCCCGCGCGCUCGCCAUGGCCCCCAUUCUGGCGGCCUUGGCGCUUCUCGCCCUUUUACCCGUGUCGGAACAAGGCCCGCAUGAGAAAAAGUUGCUAAACGCUUUACUAGCUUCAUACAACACACUUGAACGACCAGUCGCCAAUGAGAGCGAACCACUCGAAGUUAAGUUCGGCCUCACGUUACAACAGAUCAUAGACGUGGAUGAGAAAAACCAAAUCCUGACGACGAACGUCUGGCUUAACUUGGACGAGAAGAAUCAACUACUUAUAACAAAUAUAUGGCUGUCAUUGGAAUGGAAUGACUACAACUUAAGAUGGAAUGACAGCGACUACGGCGGAGUUAAAGACCUGAGAAUAACGCCGAAUAAAUUGUGGAAACCGGAUGUACUCAUGUAUAACAGUGCUGACGAGGGUUUUGACGGGACGUACCAGACGAAUGUGGUGGUCAGAAACAACGGCAGUUGCCUGUACGUGCCCCCGGGCAUUUUCAAGAGCACAUGCAAGAUAGACAUCACCUGGUUUCCCUUCGACGACCAACACUGUGACAUGAAGUUUGGUAGCUGGACUUACGAUGGCAACCAGUUGGAUCUGGUGCUAAAGGACGAAUCUGGAGGUGACCUUUCAGACUUCAUCACAAACGGAGAAUGGUAUUUAAUAGGGAUGCCUGGAAAAAAGAACACAAUAACAUAUGCAUGUUGCCCAGAACCAUAUGUAGAUGUGACGUUUACAAUAAUGAUAAGAAGAAGGACGUUAUACUACUUCUUCAAUUUGAUAGUACCGUGUGUACUUAUAUCUUCAAUGGCUCUUCUGGGCUUCACAUUACCACCAGAUUCAGGAGAAAAACUAACACUCGGAGUCACUAUUCUUCUAUCGCUGACGGUGUUUCUCAACCUGGUGGCUGAGACCCUGCCGCAAGUUUCCGACGCAAUUCCCCUGUUAGGGACGUACUUCAAUUGCAUCAUGUUCAUGGUCGCUUCAUCAGUAGUUCUGACAGUAGUAGUUUUAAACUAUCACCAUCGAACUGCUGAUAUCCACGAAAUGCCACAAUGGAUAAAAACUGUGUUCCUACAAUGGCUGCCAUGGAUCUUGCGAAUGUCGAGACCAGGGAAAAAAAUAACUAGAAAAACAAUAAUGAUGUCUAAUAGGAUGCGAGAAUUAGAACUAAAGGAGCGUUCUUCCAAAUCUCUCUUAGCUAAUGUAUUAGAUAUAGAUGAUGACUUUAGACAUGUGCCUCCACCGCCGAACAGUACUGCUUCGACGGGCAACUUAGGACCCGGCUGUUCAAUAUUUAGAACGGAUUUCCGUCGAUCGUUCGUGAGGCCAUCAACGAUGGAAGACGUGGGGGGUGGUCUUAGCGGCCAUCACCGUGAAUUGCACCUCAUUCUGAGAGAACUGCAGUUCAUUACCGCACGAAUGAAGAAAGCUGAUGAAGAGGCGGAGCUGAUUAGUGACUGGAAGUUUGCUGCGAUGGUUGUUGAUAGGUUCUGUCUCUUCGUGUUUACACUAUUCACAAUCAUCGCGACAGUCGCCGUUCUUCUGUCAGCACCUCAUAUCAUCGUUCAAUAACAAUAAACCUAGGUCCGAACCGCAAUUCUUCGAGAGAACUAAUCUUAGUAACUAUUCUAAUUAUAUGUACUAUUAUACUACUCAAAUACGUGGUCUAUAUACACGUAUACUAUAAUUAAGUCGAAAGACGGUAAACUAUGUCAUACAGAGCCGUAUUGAGUGUCGUUUAUUAGUAGAUUCUGAUAUACAUAUAUAACAGCAACAAAAUUGAAUUCCCGAUUAGUUAAUGACUGUUCUAAGAAAUGUUCAGUAAGUUUUUCAAAAACAAGUUUUCAUUGUUUAAAUAUAUAUUGGAGCCUCCGAAAUAAGUCUAGGGAGACCUGUACAUCAGGGUACUACGCUCUUCCAACGAUUUAAUGAAAUUGUAACUUAGCAAUCGUUACGAAAAUACUAUAUAAAGAAAAAUAGAAAAACUGAGACUUAUUACUAAAAUUAAUAUAAAGAUAUUAAAUGGCUAAAACUAUUAAUUAACGACCCUGACUACGGCUGUUAGAGUGUUAAGAGCAACAUAAAAACAAUUGUGAUGUUGAAUAGGAAUUAAUACAUAUUAAUGUUGAAUUGUUAAAAUGUAUAUUUCUAAACGCAUUUAAAACACUCGCUUACUAAUUAUUCGUGUUAUUAUAAAGGAAUUGUAUCUGUAGUCGACUACAGUCUAAUUAAUGGAAUUUAAUGGGAAUCAGACACUGCAAAAUGCAAAUGUGGGAACAUUGACGAUGACAUUACCUUAGAUAUAGUGUACAUAAGCUAAUAGUCAGCUAUUAGUAGAAGCGAUAGCUCAAGUAGAAAGCGUAAAUAUGGGGGACUGAUUCUAAUAACCAUGGAUCAUUCAAUGUAACAAUAAGAUACCGAAACUAACUAUAGUAUAACAGUAUUUAUAAUCAAAACAAGAUCUUAAUCGGCCCCUUGCCGUUUAAGAUUGUAAAUAGGUGGAAUCAGGUCCCAGAUUCCAUUACAUGAAAUUGGUUAUCGGAUAAAGAUAUCCAAUUUGAAUUUGGAAUAGUGGCAUUAAGAUAAGAACCAAGCACAUUGGAGACAAAAAUCAAAACCAAGUAGUAUCUUGAGAUGAAACUGGCUGAAACCUUAGAGUACCACUUAAAAUCGCAGGAUUGCAGGAUUUCAUACUCUUUGGCUAUGCCCAUCAUACGACUUGAUUACUAUAACUUAGCGUGUAUUGUAGAUAUAAUUACAUGUAUUGAGUAUCGUAUUUUGUAUAAUAAUUCAUGGUACAAUGAUAUACAGUGUUACAAUUUGGAAAUUCUCAUAAGGUGGAUGAAAAGUAUUGUGUAAGAUUGUAUACCAAUUAUAAAGUAUUGCCGGUAAUACCUUAUAUGAUUGUAGCAUGUCUUCUAGUCACAUUAUUAGUAUUGAAGUGUAGGACUGAGCAGCUAAGUUAACGGUUUUAAUCGCGAAGUACACUUACCACAAGUUCUAGGCUUGCUUAGUCAUUUUAUAGAAAAAUAAAAAUAUAAAAAAUUUAUAUCAGAGAAUUUGUGUGUAAAAAAUGUUGACAUACAAGAUGGGGCAUACUGCAUUUAAAUAGUGAAUUUAACUCUUCGUAAAUGAUUAAAUCUAUGUUGAUGUUAUUGUUGUCUUUUUCGCGGACAGUUUCGGCAACAGCAAGAAAUAAUUAAAGCUUAUUGUGAUUCACAGUAACCGCCAAUUAACCAGAAAGAUAUAGAAAAACAAUAAAACCUCAUUCAGAAAAACAAAACAAAUGAUUCACCUAUAAACGUUAGUAUUCUAGUGCUCAGUCCUCACUGUAUCGACGUACUUUAUCUAUAUCCGUUCCUCAAUUUCGCUCUUAUAGAUGUCGUGAUAGGCUAGUCGUCGUGUCCCUCUUUAAUAGGUUAACAUCAUUAAUUACGUAAUAAGGAAGCUCACUAAUUAGUGAAGUAAAUAGUAUAAUGUUAAAUUGUUUCAAAAUCUUUUUAUAAACGUAUUCCGUUAAAUACUUUUUGUUCUUUCAAAGCGUUAAUGUAAUUUUUUAAGUCUCACAGUUGGUGCUGAAGGUAUAUCACGAUUAUUAUCUAUUGUGACAUAUGUUUCCUUCUUUGUACCUAUUUGUUAUUAUUUAAGAUUUUUAUAUAGUUAUUUCAAAUCUUAAAUUUUUAAAAGGUACGAUAAAUAACGUGCCAAAAUUAUCGUGUUAUAAAUAUCGAUUUAAGUUCGUUUGUAGGCGGUUAAAUAAAUCAUAAAUGAGAGAUUUAUAGUUAAAUUAAACGAAAUAGUGUCUUUGUUAAUUUGUAUCGUUAAUGUUGGGACAUUGGGCCCCGUCAAUUGGGGAAACCAGCCAAUUUUCAAAGCUUAGUUAUUUAAUAUUCAGAGGUUGUGAAUUAUUGAGCCCGUUGACGGCGAUCCAAUGUUUGCUAAAAUGUUAAAUAUAAAAUGAGUAAAUGGAUCUAAAUUAAAAAAAAAACUAAACCUGCCUAGGACGAGGUACAUUUCAAAUAUUUGCGUAGUUUUAUUAUUUGACAAAACUGGAUUAGUUAGGAAAUAACAGGUACUUUUAAAUAAGAAAAUAAAGCUGCCAUAUUUUAAUGCAUCAAUUACAUAGAUAGGAACUAAUAAUAAUGAAGGUCGCCGAACUUGAUAUUUUUCAUACAUUCGCUUACGCAUUCCUACUUUGUCAAAAAAUUUUUUGGACCAAAUCGAAUUCAUAAUGCACCCUAAGCACAACCGAAACUAAAUGCUUUAAACUUGAAACAGGUAUUUUGAAUUUUAUUAACGCAUCAUACCUUGAAGUAUAAUACAGUCAACAGUUUUUUAUAUCAAGGAUUUUCGAGUUUACUCCCAUCGAAAUAGGGGUUUAAUUUUAAUCAGAUUUAAUACACUGUAUAUCAAGUCAAGCAUCAAGAUAAUCGAUUCAAUGGUUACAUAAAAAUCGACGUCAAUCAACGCAAAGUAUUGGUCUUAGCGCCACCUAUUUUGACUGGAGUACGUAACUAUUCUGAAUUUUUAAUAUAUUUAAUCUAAGAUUUUUAAUUCCCCGUUCCAUAAAGUAUCAAAUGCACACACCUACAAACUAUCGAUAUACGAUUGAAGUUUUUUUAACUAAAACAAAUUUUAAUUAUAUCCUGUCAAGUUCGUUAUUCAAAAUCAUAAGCAACAUUAAAGUUUAAAAAUCGCUUUCCUUGGUUAUUGGCUGUUGACCAAUCACAAUCAAGCGACGCAAACUACUAUUAUUUAAAAAAAUGUAUUUUAUUGGGAAAACUUCGGUCACAUUUAUGGAUAGAUUAAUUUAAAUAUAGAACUGCUCGCGAUACACAGCCUCCUUCCAAGGAUGUGAUGUCAUUGGAGAAUUGGUCCGAAGACGAUUCACAGUAUAUUUAACCAAUUAUACCCAAGAACGUCAUAUUGAAUGGACAGCUGAUAAUGGAUAGAGAGCUUUAAUCUUAAACAUUGUUAAAUCCGAUACUAUCUUCCUUUCAACCCUACACAAAGCCUAUUCGAGCCUUUUGUAGGCAUUGUAAGCUUAUUCAACUAUUUUCUUGUAAGGUAUUGAUUUGCUAUGUACAAUAAAAGCAGAUAUAAAGAUAUUUUUAAUAAUUGUGUUAGAUUUUGUAUAACUUUUAUUUAAAUUGUAAUAUACGAUCGCGUAGAUUCACAUGUUUAGUUUAAUAUUGGUUUAGGUACAUAAAUCCACUUCUUGUUACAUAUAGUUUCAUGAAUAAAUCAGACAUACAAAGCAAUGAUCACUAUAAUAUUAUAUCAUAAAGUAAAUCCAGAGAUUCAGGCAAAUUUCGAUUUUGUUUAAAAAAGUUUUAGUAGAUAUUGUGAAGUGGAUUUACUGUCGUCUCGCAUCAAGUUUGCGUACGGCUAAACUGUACUUAGGAAUUUUCGUAAUAACCAUGCAUUUAAUUUGUAUUUAUAAAACUUCAUGGACGUGCCACGCUUCUUACAUCAAGUAUUUUUCUCAUUCCAAGUUGUGUUCCUGUGGUAAAUAGUCAAAAUAAUUAAAAAAAUUAAUAUGACUGCAGCUAAGAUAAACAGACUAAUGUAAGUUUGUAAAGAAGCCCCUAUGGAGGCAUUUGUAAUAGAUGUCACUAAAUAAAAUGAAUAAAUUUGUAAAAAAUAUUUAAAAACAACGGGUAAUACGGUUAUUCGUAAAAUUAUCGUAA
Molecule: messenger RNA, 5752 nt
Organism: Pieris brassicae (large cabbage white)
Lineage: Eukaryota; Metazoa; Arthropoda; Insecta; Lepidoptera; Pieridae
Gene: nAChRalpha6
Product: neuronal acetylcholine receptor subunit alpha-7
Exons: 13
Coding region: 84-1634 (516 amino acids)
Biological process (GO): chemical synaptic transmission; signal transduction; regulation of membrane potential
Cellular component (GO): postsynaptic membrane; synapse; neuron projection
Molecular function (GO): acetylcholine-gated monoatomic cation-selective channel activity; transmembrane signaling receptor activity
Source: RefSeq, a predicted model, not a curated record